Molecule: messenger RNA, 3717 nt
Organism: Plasmopara halstedii
Lineage: Eukaryota; Oomycota; Peronosporomycetes; Peronosporales; Peronosporaceae
Product: tbc1 domain family member 2a isoform x1
Exons: 10
Coding region: 1-3717 (1238 amino acids)
Source: RefSeq, a predicted model, not a curated record
AUGCAAAAAACUCGCAGCAACUCAAACCCAUCGGGAUUCUACAAUUUGCACGGAGUCUCUGUGCUCUGGCAUGGCUGGCUUAAGCGGCUUGGAAGAUUCAGUAAACGCUGGCGACGGCGCUACUUUAUUUUUGUGUCUACAUCCAACGGUACAAAGGAGCUGCGCCAUUACGAUACGUUCAAGGACGUCAAUACGCUGCUCAUGUCCACACCCAAGGGUGUCAUCUCAAUGACAGACGCUACAGGCAUCUGCUGUUUUACAUCAGCAGCUACGGCUGGCAAGAAGCUGAUAAAAUUUAAUCGUUCUGAUACUACCGACUCAAGACCAGGCGCAUACGACCAAAAAUUUGCUGUUUUGACGCCACUUCACGUGAAUUUGUUAGCAUUUCACAAUGGCCGUGAAUGGAAUGGAUCAAGUGAAUCUCAGCAAGGAUUGUCGCUGCUAGCGUCUCUCUCUGCGUUUUAUCCAGCGGUUGAUGUUCUUCAUUCCGGAUGGAUGACGAAGCGACGAGAGCGCAAUGUGCACAGCCCAAAGAGCAUAAUGACAUAUUGGAAGCGGCAUUUCUUCAUGUUCUUGACAUCUGGUGACUUGUUGUACUUUCGAGAUGAUACAUUAAGUGAAUUGCAAGGCCGUGUCGACGUUCGACAUGCUCCGACAGUACGCGUGACGGGAGAGCAGCUUAUAGAAGAGAGAAAGAAAGAUGGUGGCAUGUUUAAGUUUGGUAAGAUGCCAGCAUUUGAACGCGAGACGUGUCUUAUUUGGAUUGCCACUCCUCCAUCCAAGAUGUUUGUCUUGAAACUGGAGGAUGAUCAUGAAGAUUCAGGUAGUAGUCCUGGCAUUAGUGGGAAAGCAGGUCUUGGAUCUUCAGGUGUGGGAAUGACGUCAAGAAAAGCCGAGCUAACUCCAAGCUCUAAAAAAUGGCUUCAUUUACUUUUACAAGGACAUGCAGAAACAAAGUAUACACAGCUCGAAAAGUGCAUUGCGACAGGCAAAUAUGGCCUAACGACAGAGAUUAUAUCUGCCGUACGAGCAGGAAUUCCGGACGAAUUGCGUGGACAACUCUGGAACGGAUUUUCUGGUGCUCUCGAGCUUCAACGUCGUGUAGAGCUCAAACACGCGAUUCGUAGUGCGUCGAAAAAUCCGAACGCUUUCCGCGUGCCUCUUCGUGAAAGUUCUGCCAUAAACAAUUCUAGAUCUUCUGCUUCAUCGAAUUAUGCUAUUUAUGAAAUGUGUUCGGCUGCCAUUGACGCAGCGAUGAUUGAAUUGCCAGAAAACGAAAUGCUUUUCACACGAUUGUGCGCAUUAGCGCUUCACGAAAGUUGUAACGAGCUAAUGACCUUACGUUCGAGCGAUUUUCAACCUUUAUCAGAUCGCUUUCGCCACGCUGCGUCGUUCGUGUCCGAUCAAUACAGUGAAGACCGUGGAUCGUUCUUUGAUUUUGAGCGCGACUCGAUAGACGAUGACGUAGGAGAGGUCGAGGAGCUGAAAAAUGGCAACAGUCCUUUGAGUGAUCCUCCAUCUGCUCGAAAUACGCUCAAGCAGCUUGAGAAGGGUAAAAUGGGAAAUUACGUCUAUCCAAGUGAUUAUCCAGCUGCAGAUUGGGAGCUGACAUCACGGCGUCGGUUGUUAAUUGCUAGCUCACGUUACAAUCCGUACUCGCAUCCAUUUCCCUGGCGAGUAUCUUGUUUACUGCUGGCAUACGUCGAAGAAGAAGGCGCAUUCUGGAUGAUUAACAGCAUUAUCGAAUCACUUCUUCCGGGAUACUUUCACGGCCACCGACCAGCUUUACAAGUUGAUGUGGCAGCAUUUACUGCACUAUUAGAAGAUCGCCUGCCGACUCUUUCCGCUCACUUGGCAACUUUGAAGUUUCCUCUUGGUCGGCUGGUCGAACGAUGGUUUUUAAGCCUUUUUACCGCAUCGCUUGUCCCGCUUCCGACGGUGCUGCGGAUAUGGGACGCGUUCUUUAUUCGUGGCGUACUAGUGUUUUACGGAGUCGGGAUUGCGUUACUAUUUCGAGCGGAAGAAACCCUCUAUCAUGCCAAAUCCGCUACUGAAGUCGAGGAAUACCUGAGAGCUAGCGAACGAAGCUGUAUAGAUGCUGAUGCAGUCUUCUCCGUUGUUUUUAAGGAUGAUCUUACUAUUCCUUGGCUAACGGAUGAGCAAUUGGAAAAAUUGAGGUCAAUACAGCGUCAACGCAUGAUUGAGCAGAUAUCGCAUAAAGUGGGGCAUUUCAAAGACAAGCUGAGCGUUCUUAAGCUCGCACAAGACUUUGAUUUGCGCUGCCAAGCAGUUGCGAGAAAGUUUAUAAGUGACGGUGAAGGCAUAGUGACGACCGUGCCGCUUGACUCGGUUUGUCCGACAGCAAACGAAGAAAAAUACGACCUCUUCGGACUGGAUGACGAUCUGAAGAUCCUUCACAAUGAAUCGGACUGUGACACGCUCGAAAAUUCUUUCCAAACUACUUUGCGCCUGCUGCUUGAACAAGUGAGCGAGUUGUCUACUGCGGCGCGAGCACUCGCAGCCGAGCUGGGUCAGCGACAAGCAAAGUGGUUGGCUGCAUCUAGCCAACUCGCAGCAUGCCCGCUGGCUCGACUACCAACACCUGAAUCCCACAGUUGGCUUUCUCAGGUUAAAGAAGGCAAAAUUUCCGGUGCAGGACAAGAUAUGUUCGUAGAAUUUACUUCUAGUAGUAGUAAAGUUCCAUUGGCUUUUCGCGUUAUCGAAGCCUCCGGCAUGAUGUUUGACAACAGUGAGACCCGAAUUACUCACAAAGAAGCUGCAGAUAGUGAAAGGUAUGGCCAGAUUGCUGAUCAACGGAGCUGCUUGUUGACGGAGAGGGAUGAUCUUGAGCUCUCUGAUCAUAAUCUCGCAAAUAUGUUUCUGUAUACGUUAGUGUCAUCGCUUAAGGCACUAGGUGCUGUUCGGCUGGACUGUCUUGGCGUGACCUAUCGGUUGAAAUGGCAUAGUGGGUCAUGGCUAGAAUCUGCGGUCGAAUAUCCUUCCAUCUCUACGUUUGAGGGAAGAGAGGAGACAACGAGAACAAUUAGCAGCACAUCAAAUUCGCGGCGAUCAGUCAGAUCGACUAGUAUGUCUCAGUCUUCAAAUCCCGCAAACUCGUCAAAUCGACGUCCACGUGCGAUGGAUGACUCGGCCUUGUUUGGCCGCAAACGUGGAAAUUCUGGUGCAACAAUACACAAACGAGGGGGGCCCACAAAUAAUUACUAUUCAAACAAGUCACCAACCCAACUACGACCGACUUUAUCGUCCGGCGAUUUCUUCGUGUCUGAACAUACGACUGGCGGUGUAGGUACCAACUUGUACAACGACCCAAUUAUUGAAGAUCAGCCUGCUCCGUCGUCGCCCGCAUGUAUCCAGCAUUCUGCAAAGACAGGCGAGGGUUAUCCCUUUAUGCCGCCGUCGCCACCUCCACAAGACUGCACUGAGUUUAACUUUACUCGCAGUCCUUGUCUCCGCGAAGCAUCUUCAGCAUCAAACAAAGCUUUUUUGACAGCACUUCGCAUGCAACAUGAAGAAGGUGAACGAGAGUUUCGAGAGUCUCAUAAACGACUCCUGAAUGGACUUAACAAAUUUGUGCGGCUCGAGUAUCGCGACUACGACUGGGCACUGCGUGAGCGUGCUUUAACCAUGGAACGCGAGCUGCAACAGGAAUUUCAAGAAAUCGAAGCCGAAGUCUGUGGAGCCAGGUGGCUUCACUAG